Molecule: messenger RNA, 798 nt
Organism: Blepharisma stoltei
Lineage: Eukaryota; Ciliophora; Heterotrichea; Heterotrichida; Blepharismidae
Source: the annotation of a GenBank genome assembly
AUGGAAUCCUUAAUUCUAAACAUCUUAGAAGAAAACUCCAAAUUAAAAAAUUCUGAGCUCGACUAUCAUCUCUCACGGUUUGGCCCAAUUAAUGAAUCAGAAAAAGUAGCAGUCCUGAACACUUUAAUAGGAUCUGGACAAAUUUCUAUCACAGAUGAAGAUGGAGAAGUAGCAUAUCACUACCAAAGUGAAGAGCAAGCCAAAAGUAUCAAAUCUUUACUUCCUGAAGAAAAUCUUAUAUUACAAAUUAUCCGUGAAGCUGGAAAUAAAGGAGUCUGAAACCAAGAAAUAAAAGCUAAAACAGAAAUUCCAAUUGCUCAAAUUAACAAAAUUUUAAAAAACUUAGAAAAGCAAGGGCUGGUAUAUUCUGUUAAGUCCGUGCAGUUCAAAAACAGAACAAUUUGACUUUUGAAAGGAGUUGAGCCUAAUAAAGAUGUAACCGGAGGGUUUUUGUUUAGCGAGCAAGAAUUUGAUAGGAAUAAGCUGGGAUUAUUAAUUUCAUACACAAAAAUGUUCUUGCAGGAUAAACCUGGGAGUUUAAAAGAAAUUUCAGCACAUCUAAAACAAAGAGUAGACAAAGAUCUGACUGAGCAAGAUAUUAAAGAAGUUGUAAAUUCUUUAUUGGCGUUGCAUGAAAUUGAGGAUUCAGGGCUAGGCAAAUACACAACAAUUAAAUGGGCUGUUCCAGAGCCUUUAGUGAUACCAUGUAUCGGAUGCCCUCUACAAAGGCAGUGCCACGAAGAUGGGGUAAUUAAUCCUGCUGAAUGUGAAUAUUUAAGUAAUUGGCUAGACUAUUAA